CAGUGCUCAGCCGGGGCCUGCAGCUGUCACUGGCAUCUGUACCCGGGCAAGGACCAGGGCUGACCAGCGGCUCGUCCGUCCCCUCCACUGGCUUGGCAGAUGUGCCAGGGCGCCACUGGCAUUCCACUGCCCUGCCCUGGGACAGCAGCUGCGCGCUCUGGAGCCAGGGGAUUGGCCCCUUCUCCUGGGAACAGAUGGGGGUCAAGCACUGAUCGCACCGGAGCCCCCCUGCGACCGAGGGAGAUGUGCUGGGAAGUAACUGAGCCCGGCGCCAUGGCCCCCUGGCCCAUGGCCCUGCUGGUGCUGAGCCUGGCGGGGCUGGCGCAUUUGGAGAGUCGUGUGGAGGAGCCGGGGCAGAGCCGAGGGGGGCGGGCAGCCGAGCCCCCCGCCGGGGCCAAGUGCACCUACACGUUCAUCAUGCCGCAGCAGAAGUUCACGGGAGCCGUGUGCUGGAGCAGCGUGCGAGCCGCCCUCGAGCCGCCAGUGCCCAACGGCAGCGAGAUGCGGGCGCUGCAGGAGGUGCUGGGCCGGCAGCAGGCCGAGCUGCAGCGGCUGCGGGGGCUGGUGGAGGUGGACGGCGCCCUGGUGAGCGAGGUGAAGGCCCUGCGCAAGGACAGCCGCACCAUGAAUGCCCGCGUGGGCCAGCUCUAUGCCCAGCUGCUGCACGAGAUCCUGCAGCGGCGCCAGCGGCCCGGGCCGCUGGCCCAGCUCGAGGGGCGCGUGGCCAACGCCUCGGACCAGGCGCUGCAGCUGGCCGCUGGCUACCGCCAGCUGGAGCUGCGGUACGAGGCGCUGGCCGCCCUCGUCAACAACCAGAGCGUCCUCAUCGCACAGCUGGAGCGGCGGUGUCAGGGGGGCGCCGGGCCGCCCCCCCCGCAGCCCCCCCUGGUGCCAGUCGUGCCCCCCCGCCUGUCUGGCAUCGCCAACGAGAGCAGGGCGUAUUUCGACGCCGCUGCCCAGCUGCAGAUGGACCAGAUGGAGCUGGCGCCCCCCUCACUGCCCCCCAGGGCCCCGGGGCCCUGGCGUGACUGCCAGGCGGCGCGGCACAGCGGGCAUGAGGCCAGCGGGGUCUAUGAGGUGCAGCCGGCAGGCGCGGGCCAGUCCCUGCAGGUCUGGUGCGAGCAGGAGCUCGAGGGUGGGGGCUGGACUGUGAUCCAGCGGCGCCAGGAUGGCUCUGUCAGCUUCUUCACCACCUGGCACCACUACAAGCACGGCUUCGGGACGCUGGACGGCGAGCACUGGCUGGGACUGGAGAGCACCCGCCGGGUGACAGGGCAGGGCCCGGGGCCCUACGCGCUGCGGGUGCUGCUGGAGGACUGGGCGGGGCGCCAGGCAUAUGCCCACUACGACCGCUUCGCCCUGGAGCCCGAGAGCGACUCCUACCGGCUGCGGCUGGGCCGGUACCACGGCAGCGCUGGGGACUCGCUGGCCUGGCACGACGGCCGCCCCUUCAGCACCCUGGACCGGGACCACGACGCGUACAGCGGGAGCUGCGCCCACUACCACAAGGGCGGCUGGUGGUACAAUGCCUGCGCCCACUGCAACCUCAACGGGGUGUGGUACAAGGGCGGGCACUACCGCGGCCGCUACCAGGACGGCGUCUACUGGGCUGAGUUCCGCGGCGGCGCCUACUCCCUGCGCAAGGUGGUGAUGAUGGUCCGGCCUGUGCUGCCCGCCCCUGAUGCCUGA
Molecule: messenger RNA, 1689 nt
Organism: Chelonoidis abingdonii (Abingdon island giant tortoise)
Lineage: Eukaryota; Metazoa; Chordata; Testudines; Testudinidae
Gene: ANGPTL6
Product: angiopoietin like 6
Biological process (GO): blood coagulation
Source: RefSeq, a predicted model, not a curated record